GCUUCGCGGGCGCCAUGAGGGGAGACAGAGGCCGUGGCCGUGGCGGGCGCUUCGGGUCCAGAGGGGGCCCUGGAGGAGGGUUCCGCCCCUUCGUGCCCCACAUCCCGUUUGAUUUCUACGUGUGCGAGAUGGCCUUCCCGCGGGUGAAGCCGGCUCAGGACGAGACGCCGUUCAGCGAGGCGCUGCUCAAGCGCAACCAGGAUCUCGCCCCCAACUCGGCGGAGCAGGCCUCCAUCCUGUCGCUGGUGACCAAAAUCAACAACGUCAUCGACAACCUGAUCGUGGCUCCCGGCACCUUUGAAGUGCAAAUCGAGGAGGUGCGCCAGGUGGGCUCGUACAAGAAGGGGACCAUGACCACGGGGCACAAUGUGGCCGACCUGGUGGUCAUCCUGAAGAUCCUGCCAACCCUGGAAGCCGUUGCCGCUCUGGGGAACAAAGUGGUGGAGAGUCUGCGCGCCCAGGACCCUGCUGAAGUCCUGACCAUGCUGACCAACGAGACCGGCUUCGAGAUCAGCUCCGCCGACGCCACCGUCAAGAUCCUCAUCACGACCGUGCCCCCCAACCUGCGCAAGCUGGACCCCGAGCUCCACCUGGACAUCAAAGUGCUGCAGAGCGCCCUGGCCGCCAUCCGGCACGCCCGCUGGUUCGAGGAGAACGCCUCCCAGUCCACGGUCAAGGUCCUCAUCCGGCUGCUGAAGGACCUGAGGGUCCGGUUUCCCGGCUUCGAGCCCCUCACCCCGUGGAUCCUGGACCUGCUGGGCCACUAUGCCGUUAUGAACAACCCCACCCGACAGCCCCUGGCCCUCAACGUGGCUUACAGACGCUGCCUGCAGAUCCUGGCGGCCGGCCUCUUCCUGCCCGGCUCCGUGGGCAUCACGGACCCCUGCGAGAGCGGCAACUUCAGAGUCCACACUGUCAUGACGCUGGAGCAGCAGGACAUGGUGUGCUAUACGGCCCAGACCCUCGUCCGCAUCCUGUCGCACGGCGGCUUCCGGAAGAUUCUGGGCCAGGAAGGCGAUGCCAGCUACCUGGCCUCCGAGAUGUCCACGUGGGACGGCGUGAUCGUCACCCCGUCCGAGAAGGCGUACGAGAAGCCCCCCGAGAAGAAGGAGGGGGAGGAGGAGGAGGAGACCACGGAGGAGCCGCCCCAGGGCGAGGAGGAGGAGAGCAUGGAGACGCAGGAGUGACCGCCCGGACCCGCUCCGUCCCGAGGAGGAGGGGAAAGGGAAAAGGGAAAGGAAGGGCAGGCGGCCGGCUCCGUUCGGCCGCCGCGUUGAACUGUGUGUGUGUUGGUGGCUAUUUGUGGUUUAUUUUGUAGAAAACCAUUAAACGUUCUGCCCC
Messenger RNA from Tachyglossus aculeatus (Australian echidna), 1341 nucleotides. It is a transcript of the gene ILF2, whose product is annotated as interleukin enhancer binding factor 2. The transcript is spliced from 14 exons. Lineage: Eukaryota; Metazoa; Chordata; Mammalia; Monotremata; Tachyglossidae. The record is from RefSeq and is a predicted model, not a curated record. Bases 15 to 1187 code for a protein of 390 amino acids.